Nematocida ausubeli is the source of this 498-nucleotide messenger RNA. RefSeq lists its product as uncharacterized. The coding region runs from base 1 to 498 and encodes 165 amino acids. The transcript has a single exon. NCBI's taxonomy places the organism in Eukaryota, Fungi, Microsporidia. The record is from RefSeq and is a predicted model, not a curated record.
AUGGAUUCAAAGGAAAAGAAACAGACAAAGAGAAAACAAGCGCAUCAAAAUACAUUUGCAUUUAGGCAUAAUCCAAACUCAUCACUGACCAAGGAAAUUGCAGCAAUAAAAAUAUCUGGGCUGUGCAGAAGAUGCACUGACAAAAUUGACUGGAGAAAGAAGUACAGAAAGUACAAAAUUCAAACACAUGUAUCUAGAUGCACAGUGUGCCUAGAAAAAAGCAUAACAAAGGCAUAUAACAUAGUGUGUGAGCCCUGUGGAGAGGCUAAAACCAUCUGCAGAAUGUGCAAAGUGGUUCUUUGCUUUGAGACAUGCGCACCACUAGAGCAAGUACUUGCAGCACAAAAGAAAGAAAAUACUGCAGCUCCAGAAAAGAAUCCAGAAGAAGUAAAAACUGCGCCAUCUGGUGUAACAGACGAACAAGAUUUAGUAUCAGAAGAAGCCUCAAUAAGUGAUGCAUCCGGUUGUGCAUUAAGUGAGGACUUAGUAGAUGAAUGA